CUAGGAAGUCUAUGGGAGAGAUGCAUGCCUGCAGAGCUGGCCACAGUCCUGGAAUGUCCUCUUAAAGUCACGGCCUUUCUACCUUCUUAAAAGAUUGUCCCGGGCUAGUGUUCUCCUCCAAGAUCUUCUUGGGAGAGCGCACAGAAUCCAUGACCAUGACGUUCUCUCAGACCUGGUGAUGGCUUUCCUUUUCUUUUACGCACUGCUGCAUGAGAAAAGGGAACUCAUAAGUGAUGUUAGUCUUCCUCGGUGUGGCUGCGCUGUAUUCUUCCACCCAGCACGAGUUGAACGUCUCCAAACAUGAACAUUCCGGGUCAUUCAUCUUGAUGGGAAAACUCUGCUGGAUGAUACUGUUGGACAUGAUACUGGACUCCUGAAAUGGAUGAUGGACGAGCAGCCCAUUCAUGCAUCUCUCUCCGCAACGGAUCUGACAUGCCAUGUUUGGGGAGGCGGGAUUGUCUUCUCAUCCACCAAUCUGCAUCCACUUCCCCCUCAUCCCCCCCCUCUAAGCCUGUAAUUAGGGGGAGGGAGGCGGGCUCCAGGAGACUCAAAACACUUCCCCGCGUUGCAGCCUAACUUCUUCCAAACUGUCCCGGGACACUGAGCUGCGCCGCUCCCGCUCCCCCCUCAGCUUCCUUUAGGAUUUAGUUUCUCAGGGAUGGCCGCAUCUAUUCUGGAGGUAGGGAAUCUAAUUGAAGAAGCACGCUAUGGCUCCAGUCCUCUGGCUAUGCUAACUGCUACCUGUAACAAGUUCGGCAGCACCAGCCCAGUCAGGGACUCUGCGACACCCGGUAAGAACAGCAGCACCACGCCACUUAAGAAGCCCUACAACAUGACCUCCGACCUUCAGACAGCCAAGAACGCGCGCACUGCAGACGGCAGCAGCCUGGCAGACUCCUACAGCGGCUCCUUCACCACAGCUGGAGGCGGCGGACUGCUCACCCCGACUGGAAGCCCCCCUCCUACCACCGGAGGCUACACUACAGAGUAUAACCCUUUCUCCCACUCCUUCCAGACGUCUGUCUCCCAGGACCAGUCCUUGUUAGUGUCCAAAAGCCACGCCACGGCGGACUGCCUCACCAGCGUCUAUACCUCGCUAGAUAUGACACACCCUUACGGCUCCUGGUACAAAGCCGGCAUCCAUCCAGGGAUCACCACCGCCCCAGCAAACGCCACGUCUUCUUGGUGGGACGUCCAUCCCAACUCCAACUGGCUGUCAGCGACCCAGCCUCAAUCGGACGCAGGUCUCCAAGCCUCCCUACAGCCUGUGGCGCCUCAGGCUUCCCUUAGCCCACAGUUGCCCAGCUACAGCACCGAUUUCACCCCCUUAAACCCAGCUCCCUACCCUUCGGUGGGUCUGGGCUCCUCCUCACACCUUCUCCAGCCCUCCCAGCACAUGCUGCCCCAGGACAUGUACAAGCCCAAGCCUGUGCAAGGCGCAGGGCUAAUUGAGAGUCCCAUGGGCUUAAAGCCAGCAAGGGGAUCAGGAGGCUAUAGCGCAGGUACGACGCCCUCAAGGUCCUCCUGCGACUGCCCCAACUGCCAGGAGCUGGAGAGACUGGGGGCCUCGGCCGCGUCUCUGAGGAAGAAGCCGGUCCACAGCUGCCACAUCCCAGGCUGUGGGAAGGUCUAUGGCAAGGCCUCCCACCUGAAGGCCCACCUGCGCUGGCACACGGGCGAGAGGCCCUUUGUGUGCAACUGGCUCUUCUGCGGGAAGCGCUUCACCCGCUCAGACGAACUGGAGAGACACGUGCGCACCCACACGCGUGAGAAGAAGUUCACCUGCCUGCUGUGCAACAAGCGCUUCACCCGCAGCGACCACCUCUCCAAGCACCAGAAGACCCACGCAGACUCUGCGCUGCAGGGGAAAGCCGUGGCCGCGGAUGGAGAUGCCGACCACCGGAACGAGGAGACAACGGAGCUCAACGUUGGCGCCGGCAAUCCCGUCGCUGACCCAAUCGCCAAUGGAGACGAGAAGACGGGGGCGCCCGCUGGAGUGGAAAACAGCAGCGGACUGUUGGAGAUCUGACAGCUUUUUAGAAACGUGCUGGCUUCAAAACAAAACUGUUUUAUUUUAAAUGCAGUAAAUGUCUGAGCACGCUACAGACAACAAUCAUUUCAUUUCCCCUUGCCUGGACUGUAACCAAGUAUCUUCAUGUAAAUAGAAGCCUCGCAAGAAAACAUUUACAGCAACACACUGACACAUUGUGCACAAAAUGCACACACACACACACACACACACACACACAGGCAUUAAGUGCGAGCAAGCAUGCACGCAAGCACGAAACAAGAACGUGCACUCGCACAUACAACACAUCCACGUUUUUGAAGCCAACACACAUUUUUUGCCUUUCAAAUGAGACCAACCACUGGGGGAAAUUGAAUCUGCACAGGCAGAAGGAAAAGCGCUUCGAAGCCACAAAAGGAAAGUCGUUUCAGAGCGAGACUUUUGGUCAGGACGGCGGGCUCUGAUGGAGCAUCGCAUGCCUCGGCGCAGAGAUCUGAUUUGCAGCUGUACUUUGAUACUUUUAGACACUCUUGAAGCAAUCAAUGUGCAGUCUUGCCAACAAUAUUUGCCAUGUAACAGUGUAUGUUUGCUUUUUACCAUGCGUAAUUUAACUUCUUAUCAUCUAAUUUAUGUCUUAAAUUAUAAACAUUGGAGAUUAUCUUGCACCUGGCAGGAAAAUGUAACGCCUGCGGAAGGCAAGGUAAAUUAGCAUUUACCAUUAAUUUAAGACCUACUUUUUUUCUAUUUAUUAGUUAUAAGAAGGAGUUUGGAAGUUGAAGAUUUAUUUAUAGAUCUUGACAUUUAGAUGUGUGUAAACUAUUUCUAUGUAUUUUUUUUAAUUGUGAAGUCUUCCACACCGUACAUUGUAAAGAUGAAUUAAGGGCUUCCCCCGAUAUAAUUACAACAUUUUAGGUGUAUUUUGUAUGUCAUUUCUAUAUGAACUGUAAGCUUCCCUGUCAGGAGAAGAGUUUAUGGAAUUUCAUAGCAGAUGUGAAAUAACAGUCUUUGCUUUUUGUAUGUGAACUAAGUGUAAAUAGUGAAGCGCACGGUGGUGUACGUGUUGGACUUGUGAUGAAUUAUGGUGCUUUUAAAAAGUAAAGACAUUUCAAAGCAUUUUUUUUUUCUUACCUAAUUUCAUGUUUUUAGGCUUGCAUGUGGUUCGGUCCUCUGGGCCAAACCAAAAAAAAACAAAAAGAA
Dunckerocampus dactyliophorus (ringed pipefish) is the source of this 3205-nucleotide messenger RNA. It is a transcript of the gene sp7, whose product is annotated as Sp7 transcription factor. NCBI's taxonomy places the organism in Eukaryota, Metazoa, Chordata, Actinopteri, Syngnathiformes, Syngnathidae. Gene Ontology annotation, biological process: regulation of transcription by RNA polymerase II. The record is from RefSeq and is a predicted model, not a curated record. The transcript has 4 exons. The coding region runs from base 659 to 2029 and encodes 456 amino acids. Gene Ontology annotation, molecular function: RNA polymerase II cis-regulatory region sequence-specific DNA binding; DNA-binding transcription factor activity, RNA polymerase II-specific.